AUGCCAGCGGCUGUCACGCAAGUUGCCGUGUGCUUCGAUGCUCCUAUCAGCCACGAGGGAAGAUUAUCAUUCCAUCCAUACACAUACACCGCUCAGGGUUAUACCAUCGCUCGAUACCACCGCCGAAAAAAACAAAAGAAAGAAAGGAAGCCAUACAAGGCAACAGCACAACAGAAGUACGAGUUUAACCGUAUCUCGGCGGCCAAGUUAGUUUUUCUCUAUUCCACGUUGACCAAUAUAAGCCCAGUCGCCGUCCACCUUUACCCCACCGGACAUGCCAACUCAGCGUGA
Dovyalis caffra is the source of this 291-nucleotide messenger RNA. The record is from the annotation of a GenBank genome assembly. NCBI's taxonomy places the organism in Eukaryota, Viridiplantae, Streptophyta, Magnoliopsida, Malpighiales, Salicaceae.